Diospyros lotus (date-plum) is the source of this 2896-nucleotide messenger RNA. RefSeq names its product cyclic nucleotide-gated ion channel 1-like. Gene Ontology annotation, molecular function: monoatomic ion channel activity. Bases 447 to 2603 code for a protein of 718 amino acids. Gene Ontology annotation, cellular component: membrane. Lineage: Eukaryota; Viridiplantae; Streptophyta; Magnoliopsida; Ericales; Ebenaceae. Gene Ontology annotation, biological process: monoatomic ion transport; transmembrane transport. The record is from RefSeq and is a predicted model, not a curated record. The transcript has 9 exons.
UCUCUCCCGUCCCCCCCCCGCCAAGUCUUCUCGCUCCAAAAAACAACAAAAUUAAACGGCGACCGGCGACUGAGUCCAUCGUCUCUGUCUCUCCGCGUAGCUUCUCAUCCGAAGCAUCCUUUCACUUCUUUAACUCUUACAUUUCCGAUUCUGCCGGAGCUUCACUACUUUGCAUUCUUUCCCUUCUCCGUUUGGCUGCCGAGAAAAUCCAGGAAACGUCAAAGCGCAGUACGCACGGACGGAACUCGAAACCUCUCCUCGCUUCUUCUGAGGGAGAACGAAGAGGAUUCUGCGUCAAUUUUAUGAUCCCGUGCCGCUUGUAUAGUCUGCUGUAGCUCUGCAUUUGAUUAGGUUUAACGAAGAUCCCAUUGUUGCAGGACAUUCAGAUGAUAAAUCAAAGAUGCGAGUAAAGCCAAAAGCCCUCUGGUAAAUUGUUACCUAGACUUAUGAAUUCCAACCGAGAUAGAUUUGUGAGAUUUCAGGACUGGAGUUCAGCAGCAUCUUCAAAUUCCGAGCUUCAAUAUCCCCCCAAAAAUGGACUAUUCACGACAAGUAGCCGAUCAUUUGUGGAAUUGGCAGCGGAGCGUAUUCGGAGAGGAUUCGAGAGAUUCUUUGAAUGGAUUAAAAGGUUUACAUCAUCGUCAAGCGCUCAUCGAUCAGAUGUUCAUCAGCCAACAAAAAGAUUGGGUGCCAGGACGAAAAUUCUGGAUCCACAGGGGGCAUUUCUCCAGAAGUGGAACAAAAUAUUUGUACUUGUAUGCGUGAUUGCCGUGUCUUUGGAUCCAUUGUUCUUUUACAUCCCAGUGAUUGAUGGCAAAAGGAAGUGCCUCAGUUUGGAUAGACCAUUGGAGAUCACUGCUUGUGUUCUUCGCUCAUUCACAGAUAUCUUCUAUGUACUUCACAUUAUCUUCCAGUUCCGAACAGGGUUUAUUGCCCCUUCUUCAAGAGUAUUUGGAAGGGGUGAGUUGAUUGAAGAUCCUUAUGCUAUAGCCAAGAGAUACUUGUCCUCCCACUUCAUCAUUGAUAUUUUAUCAAUUCUACCCCUCCCACAGGUUGUGAUCUUGCUAGCUAUCCCCAACAUAGAUAAGCCAGUUGCACUGAUCACCAAGGAGUUAUUGAAGUUUGUUAUAUUCUCACAAUAUAUCCCGAGGUUUAUUCGCAUUUACCCUCUAAUUAAAGAAGUGACAAGAACUUCUGGCUUAUUCGCAGAAACAGCUUGGGCUGGAGCUGCUUUUAAUCUCCUUCUGUACAUGCUUGCCAGUCACAUUGUUGGAGCCUUCUGGUACUUGUUCACAAUAGAAAGGCAAGAGAGUUGUUGGAAUAUUUUAUGUGAACGUGAUAGUUGUGAUGACCUCUAUUUAUACUGUGGAAAAGGGGGAAAAGAGGGUGUAGACAAGUUAUUUCCACAUGAGUCUUGUCUCCUUCCGGGACCAAGUGACAUAAAGAACUCUUCAGACUUUGACUUUGGAAUAUUCCUUGAUGCUCUUCAGACUCAUAUAGUGGAGACGAGAGAUUUUCCACGGAAAUUAUUUUAUUGUUUUUGGUGGGGACUCCGAAAUCUGAGUUCUCUUGGCCAAAAUCUCAGAACUAGCACUUUCGUUGGGGAGAUUCUCUUUGCUGUUUUCAUUUCAAUCCUCGGAUUGGUUCUCUUUUCAUUGCUUAUUGGCAAUAUGCAGAAAUAUCUGCAGUCUUUAACUGUUAGAAUAGAAGAGAUGAGAGUAAGAAGGUGGGAUUCAGAGCAGUGGAUGUCCCACCGUAUGCUCCCUGAGAACCUGAGGGAGCGUAUUAGGCAGUAUGAUCAAUACAAAUGGCAAGAAACUAGAGGUGUGGAGGAACAGUCUUUGAUUCAAAACCUUCCUAAAGACAUCAGGAGGGACAUAAAGCGCCACAUGUGCUGGUCUUUGCUUACUAGAGUGCCAAUCUUUGAAAAAAUGGAUGAACAAUUGUUGGAUGCGAUGUGUGAUCGCCUCAGGCCAGUUCUUUGUACAGAGACUAGCUUCAUACUACACGAAGGGGAUCCAGUUGAUGAGAUGAUUUUUGUCAUGAGAGGCAAUCUUUUGACCAUGACCACAAAUGGUGGAAGAACUGGCUUUUUCAACUGCGUGCAUCUCAGUGCUGGUGAUUUUUGUGGAGAAGAGCUUCUUACAUGGGCAUUGGAUCCCAAGUCUAGCUCCAGCCUUCCCAGCUCAACCCGAACUGUAAAAGCAAUCACAGAUGUUGAAGCUUUUACCCUAGUGGCUGAUGAUCUGAAGUUUGUGGCUUCUCAGUUCCGGCGCCUUCACAGCAAGCAGCUCCAGCACACUUUCAGGUUCUGCUCGCAUCAAUGGAGGGCAUGGGCAGCCUGCUUCAUACAAGCAGCGUGGCGCCGGCAUUGUAGGAGGAAGACUGAGAAGUCUUUGAGCGAGAAAGAGAAUAGGCUGCAGGAUACUCUGGCAAAUGAGGCCGGCACCUCGCCAAGCCUUGGCGCCACCAUUUAUGCGUCAAAAUUUGCUACCAAUGCAUUACGGGCCUUGCGUCGCAAUCAUGGACGGAGCCCCAAAUUGCCAUCCAGGCUACUGCUUCAGAAGCCAUGGCAACCUGAUUUUACAGCUGAAUAUAAUUAAGAAUUUAAGGUGUGUGGUCAUCCUUAUGAAUCUCAGAUAGCAUUUUGUUUAAAUUAAUUACUAAGCUGGAAAUCGGUUUCUCCAAAUGUAAUUUUCCUCACCCGCACACUAUUACGCAUACAGUCAUAUGUUGUUUGUUUAUUGUACCCAAUUCCAAAAUGCCCGGAGAAGUAUGUUGUUAUCUUCCUGCCCAAAUUAAUUAAUAAUGUCUUGCUCAUCACUGUGAUUUUGCACGUCAUAGAAAUAUAUAACAGCAUCUGACAAGAUAUCAACACCAUUGAUCUUUUAUCCCA